AUGACGGACCAGCUUUGUUGCAUGGUGAGGGUGGAAGACGCCUUUGAGAGGUUACCGGGUUUCAAGAACGUCCGUGUCAUCGAAUUCAGACCUCAGAAGGACCUGGAGAGGGGUCUGGUGGUCCUGGUUCACUACGCUCUGACCGUGGAGGUGGACGGCGGCGGCAUUGCCAACGACACGCUGGACUUCAUCUCUCUGCAGAACAACCUGGUGGAGAAGAACUACCCUACGGCGCCCGAGCAGCCCACUGUGGUCUACACCAUCACCGACUUCAGGAACUACAUCACCGAGGCCUUGCACAAAGACAACUUUAUGACCAACAGCAGCCUGGGGACAGAGACGCACACCCUGCAGGAGGAGAACGCUGAGAACUGGCUCCCCUCUGUGAGGCCGACGAGCCGGACGGUCGACGCCUACGACAGCAUGGAUAACAUCCUGGCCGCCGAGAAGCCUCCUGAUGCUCCCAGCCACGAGCCAGAAACCAACGAGGGCUUCCUGAAGAAAGACGACUUCCUGUUUGACCAACUGGACCCGUGGAAAGGCGCUCGGAGUGAGGAGGUCAGCGAGAAUGACGUCUUCAUGUUCGACGAGAGCGCCGCUCCCCCCACUAUCUCUGAGCUCACCGAGCAGACCAUCGACCUGGAAGCUGCGGCAGCGGCAGAGGAUCCCGUGAACAUCGAAGACGAAGGCUUCCUCGUCACUAAUGCUGCUGAUGAUCAACCGACCCGUGGUGACAACGCCAUUGGUCCUGGAGGCAUAACAUCACCGGCCCCACCUCUGCUGGUUAAAGUGGACUCUGACAUGGAUCAUGGUUCAGGCUCCGGUUUCUCUGGAGACGGCCCAGGCUCUGACGUGUUGUGGUGGCAGCCUGCAGAGGCGUCGGAGGAGUCUGACCUCUCUGACAACGACGGUGGCCUGGAGGUGAUCCCGCCUCCUGACCUGGAGGAGACUGAGGACGAGGAGGAGGACAAAACAGCAGGUUCAGAACCUCUGAGCACAGAGAGAGAUGGGUUAACACCUGCUGAGAUCACCACUGUGCCGCCUCUGCUGACAUCACUUACUCUUUCUAAAGACAUCAGCAUCGAGGAACCGGACCUGGACCCCCUGGACCACAUUGUGAUCACUCCACACAUCAGCACAGACCCUCGCUACUCUACGACCACCGAAGCCCCUGUGUUCUCACCUGAGGCAACCCAAGCUGUGGACCUGUCGGUGCAGGCUGUGGAAGCGUCCGGGAUCUAUGAGGACUACCCUCUGAUAGAACCAGAGACGCCAUCAGAGCCAGGCUCUGAUGAUCCUGAACCAGAGCUCUGGACUUCUGCUGUUCCACCUGACUCAGAGGGCAGCGAGGAGGCCGAAGUGAGUGCUGAAGUGAGAACACAGCAUCCACCGGUGGUAGAAGAACCUGAUAGAGAGGACAAGAUCCAGGAAGAGGUGGCGGUCAGUCCACCAGAAGAUCCUGAACCAGAUCCUCCGUCUGUUACCGAGCACACUCCAGAUCUCACCAUGUUGACGGACCGUCCCGGACUGGAGCAGCCAGAGACAGAAGGUCUGAACGAGAUGGAGGUUUUAGAGGAGCAGCACAUUGGGGUCUCUGAUCCUGAGAACACCACAGGACCGUCGCUCAUCCAGGACCAGGAUCUGAUUGACGACGAGGUUAUAGUUGUGACCAUGACAACAGCUGCUCCACCUCUGGUUCCCAGCGUCAGUUCAGAGAACAUUUACAACGUGGAGCACUCACCUGAGAAGGAUUCACCUUUCACACGAGUGUCCGAUGUGGCUCCCGACGACGACGACCUGAUCCACCAGGAUCCUCUGAACCACGAAGAUGAAAGAACUCCAACCUCUCAUCCUAUCACAGAGGCCCCUCUGCUCAUUCCCAAUGUGGUCCUGAAUCAGACCGACGACCCUCCCGUGUACAGCGUAGAGUGGUCUCCGAGUAUUCCAGCGAAGGAUAGAGACCUGGUUACCACAGCAGCAGAUUCCACUGAGACCGAGUCUGAUAACGAGAUCCUCCAAACGUCACCCACUCAGAGAGUCGACCUCAGCAGGAUCCAGCCAGUCGACAUGGAUUUUUCAGACAUCCCAACCAUUGACGUCAGCUUUGACGUGUUCCCGUACGGAGUAGGGGGGUCAGACGACAGCAGUGGCUUCUCCAGUGGGACUCAGGGAUCUGAACUGGACGCCAUCGCGCUACCAACUCCACCUGGCAGAGACCUGAUGGUGUUCUUCAGGCUACGAGUGACCAACAUGAUAUUCUCCAUGGAUCUCUUCAACAAGAGCUCGUCUGAGUACAAAGCUCUGGAGCAACGCUUCCUUCAGCUGCUUGUGCCGUACCUUCAGUCCAACCUGAACAACUUUCAGAACCUAGAAAUCCUGAACUUCAGGAACGGCAGCAUCGUGGUCAACAGCAGGAUGAGAUUUGGUAAACCCGUCCCCAGCGGCGUCACCAGCACAGUCUACCUCAUUCUGGAGGAUUUUGCUAACACAGCAUACCAGACCAUGAACCUGGCUAUUGACAAGUACUCUCUGGAUGUGGAGUCAGGUGACCGUGCUGACCCGUGUAAGUUCCAGGCGUGUAACGAAUUCUCCAAGUGUAUGGUCAAUCAGUGGUCAGGAGAGGCUGAGUGCGUUUGUGACCCCGGAUACCUCAGCGUGGAUGGUCUGCCAUGUCGGAGCGUCUGCGAAGUUCAGCAAGACUUCUGCCUCAAUGACGGCAAAUGUGACAUAAUCCCUGGCAAGGGCGCCAUCUGCAGGUGUCGUGUCGGGGAGAACUGGUGGUACCGUGGCGAGCACUGUGAAGAGUACGUCUCUGAGCCGCUGGUGGUCGGCAUCGCUAUCGUCUCGGUGGUCGGCUUCCUCCUGGUUUCUGGAGGAAUCAUCUUCUUCUUGGCGAGAACGCUGAGAGAGCAGUACGACGGGGAGGACUCUGAGGACCCUCUACGACGGGGCGACAGUGUUCCGACUCUGGAGCGAGCCACCAAGUUUAACCCAAUGUUUGAGAGUGACCCAGUGACUGCUCAGUACUACCGCCGCUAUGAUGAUGUGGGACCACAAUACAGCAGAUCAGUCAGCGCCGACGUUAAAGAGCUGAACUGUGACGAGAUCCGACAAAUCUACCAGAACUCCACACUCUCCAAAGAGGAGAUCGAGGAGCGUCUGAGGAUCAUUGACCUUUGCUCCCGAGAUCAGCAGUUCGCUGACUUUGUUCGACAGACUCAAGUAUUCCUGGAGAGGAGAGGGAGCUCCACCACAUAACAAGCCAUGAGCCGCUGACCUCCAGAACCCUGCCUUCAUCUUUGACCUGCUGAACCGAGACAAGUCUGUCCGCCGCCGUAUCUACGCUCCGGAAGUGAAGGUGACGUCUCUCUGGGAGGUUUCCUGAGGAGCCUGCUUCCUCCUGAACUUUGACCUCUGCAGGUCAACGCCUCCUCCUCUUCAUCCCUCUCUGCUUCUCACAUUCACGCCGUCUUACUUGGGUUUUUCUCCGUCUGCUCCGUGGUUUCUGUGCUGUCCUGGGACUGACCUUUUCCGUUCUUCCUGUCCCUCGGGGUCGCUCCUCCUCUCUGUGCCUUCAGCGCUCUGUUAGCUUCUUUUGGACCGUUACGUAGACUCUCUGAAUCCUCACCGUCAGUGAUCCUGGAUCUGUACCAGCUCUUAGUCCAGGGCUACGCCUCCUUCACAUCAAUGUUUACAUGAACAAGGCUGGAGUGUUAGCGGGUGCUAGAACACCCUAGAACAUGUCUAGAACAUGAGUAGAACACGAGUAGAACAUGUGUUUGCUGUGGGUGUGCUGAGUGUUUAAUGAAGACGUCCUUUCUGUGGUCAUCCAAAGAGGAACUCCAUCAAACUGUCUGUGAUCGUCUCCCAGUUUAAAGAGAGAAGGGUCGGCC
Molecule: messenger RNA, 3893 nt
Organism: Cheilinus undulatus (humphead wrasse)
Lineage: Eukaryota; Metazoa; Chordata; Actinopteri; Labriformes; Labridae
Product: interphotoreceptor matrix proteoglycan 2-like
Exons: 15
Coding region: 1-3258 (1085 amino acids)
Biological process (GO): visual perception
Molecular function (GO): heparin binding; hyaluronic acid binding
Source: RefSeq, a predicted model, not a curated record